This is a messenger RNA of Cynoglossus semilaevis (tongue sole), 2923 nucleotides long. RefSeq names its product internexin neuronal intermediate filament protein, alpha b (gene inab). Bases 337 to 1860 code for a protein of 507 amino acids. The record is from RefSeq and is a predicted model, not a curated record. Gene Ontology annotation, biological process: intermediate filament organization. Gene Ontology annotation, cellular component: cytoplasm; intermediate filament; postsynaptic intermediate filament cytoskeleton. Gene Ontology annotation, molecular function: structural constituent of postsynaptic intermediate filament cytoskeleton. The transcript has 3 exons. NCBI's taxonomy places the organism in Eukaryota, Metazoa, Chordata, Actinopteri, Pleuronectiformes, Cynoglossidae.
UACAAGUCCAAAGAUAAACUUGACUUGACGUAAGGUGGGCUCGAGGUUAGGAAAAAUAUACUACAUUUUGUUUUCGUGUGUUUCAAAUGUGCAGCAAGGACCCAAGCUCUGACACGUCACCCCUGCGCCAAACAGGACAGUUCCAUCUGCUGCGCACAGAGACCAGCCCCAGUUACGCGCAUCUGGAGAACGGUGAGGAUUAGUGAAGUGGAGUGUUUUUAAAAAAAGAAAAACAAUCAUAACAAACGUAUCUACGUUGUCUGCGUAAAGACUGGACAACCUGAGGCACCUAGAACGGACCGUGGCGGAUUAUUACGACAGAGCAUUGAGAAGUCAAUGGGCUGGUCCCUCUAUAAAAAGGGGACGCGCCCACUUCUCUGCUCUGUCUCAGAACAAGUCAAGAUGAGCUACGGAUCUGAAGUCUUCUCCUCUUCCUCCUACCGGAGAAUUUUUGGCGAUUCUCCGCGUUACGCUUCCUCUCCUUCGCGGACAACCAUGAGCGCAUCUCCUCGUGGAAGUUACCGUUCCUCCUCUCUGUCCAGGAGCAACGUUCCAUCUCUGGGCUCCUACAGCAAGAAGUCCGGGCGCUCCUUCUCUUCACCGAUGCCGCUGGAGACCUUCGACCUGGCCCAGAGCAGCGUGCUCAACAAUGAGUUCAAAAUCAUCCGCACCAAUGAAAAAGAACAAAUGCAAGGUCUCAACGACCGCUUCGCGAUGUUCAUCGAGAAGGUGCGCAACUUGGAGCAAAGCAACAAAGUGUUGGAGACGGAGCUGGUGGCGCUGCGGCAGAGGCAGAGCGAACCGUCCCGUUUGGCUGAAUUGUACCAACAGGAGAUCCGAGAACUGCGCUCCCAGCUGGAAGAACUGAACGGAGAGAAGUCCCAGCUCCUGAUCGAAAGAGAUAACAUCGAAGACGACCUGCAGAAACUCAGGGGGAAAUAUGAAGAGGAGUUCCGUGCCCGGGAGGAGGCGGAGGCCACCCUCAAGGCUUUCAAGAAAGACGUGGAUGAUGCUACCAUGGUGCGUCUGGACCUGGAGAAGAAGGUGGAAUCCCUCUUGGAUGAGAUUAACUUCCUUAGAAAGGUGCAUGAAGAAGAGGUAGCCGAGCUCACAGACAUGAUCCAAGCAGCCCAGGUGUCUGUGGAGAUGGAGAUGUCCAAGCCGGACCUGACCUCCGCCCUAAAGGAGAUCCGCGGCCAGUAUGAGUCCAUGGCGUCCAAGAACCUGCAGUCUGCCGAGGAGUGGUACAAGACCAAGUUUGCGGACCUUUCCGAGCAGGCCAACCGGAGCACUGAGGUGAUCCGGGCUAGCAGGGAAGAAAUGAAUGAAUUCAGGAGGCAGCUGCAGUCCAAGACCAUCGAGAUCGAGAGUCUGAGGGGAACCAACGAGUCUCUGGAUAAGCAGCUGCGCGAGAUGGAGGACAGGCACAUGGUGGAGAUUAGCAACUACCAGGAGAGCAUGGCUGAGCUGGAGAAUGAACUUAGGUCCACAAAGAACGAGAUGGCUCGUCACCUCAGGGAGUACCAGGACCUGCUGAAUGUCAAAAUGGCUCUGGAUAUCGAAAUUGCAGCCUACAGGAAACUUCUUGAAGGAGAGGAGACUCGCAUUGGCACAGGCAUGACCUACUCUGCCCCCUCCAUAACUGCUGGGGCUGGGCAAGGCUACGGCUACCAGACCCGCAUCUACAGCAGCUCUAGCAAAGGUUCCAAGAAGGAGGGGAAGGAAGAAGACCAGCAGCAGGAGAGCAAAUCUGGAGGCAAAAUGUCCCACCGUGAAGUUUACGAGGAGACAGUGGUCACCACUAAAAAGAUAGAGAAGCAACCAGACGCCAGUGAUAACACCACCAAUCAGAAAAACUAAAAUCCCGUUUCUAAAACCGAAAACCUCCCGUUAUCCCAUUAGCCUAACCUCUACAUUCAUUACUGCCCUAAAACAAACCUAGCUAAGGUCUCUGAGUAGUUUCUAAGUGAGAUGGUAGGAGUCUCUUAAAUCAGGAGUACAGUCACUGGGUUCUGGGUUUGUUUUAUGUUGUUCUAUCAUUCUAUUUCUCCUCACAUGCGUUCCCUUAAUCAGUGGUCCUCAACCCCCUGGCCAAUUGGUACUGGACCACAGACAAAAAAAUGCAUAACUUACAUUACCGGAUUUUCGGAUUUAACAUGAAAAGAAUAACAGGUACUUCUAUGACUAACAUACUAUCAGCACAUAGAGUUUGAUACUGUAGACCAUGAAGCACUUUUAUCACAUAAGAUGAUCUUAACACAUAUAGAAUUCAAUGUCUGCACAGAAAACAGGUGUCUGCCGUGCAAAGAUAACAAGACAGGAAGUGAGUGAACGUUGUAGAAUUAUAGGAUCCUGGCCAAAAUGAACAUCAUCAUAUAAUGACAGUGCAAUAACUGAGCCAUAAUUCAUGAUGCCGUCAGUAAGACUGGAGCUUCAAAAAACCAAGUGUCUCCUCCUAUCCUCCUUUCCUCCUGCACAAUGAUCACAGCCAACGAGCCACUGUUUGAAUGAGUUACACUAUAGGGGUCAGUUUACCUGCAGCUACUUUAAAGCUUUUUUAAAUGGGAUGACUUGUAGUGACGGAGCACAAUUUGCAUGGUGAAUGUAGAAUUCCAUUGUUUGCAUGGUUUCAAAUGGUCCGUCAAUCCAUCCAUCCAUCCAUCCAUCCAUCCAGCCACACUUCCCUUGAUAUUAGAGGUUGGCCUAUGCCAUUGCCAUGGGACUGUUAAGCUGUAAAUGGUAGAGUUGGCAGGAAUGUCUUACAAGAGUCACGUCCACAGUCACUAGUCUUUCCCUGUUCCUUCGAUUCAGAUAUUCAGAGUUUUGGCCAGUAAACACGUACCUGAUAGGUGGCAGUGUUGCAAUGUAAAGUGCAUUAGCUUCAAUUAAACACAAAAACAGGGGCAUUGUGUUAGCAGAGGGU